Molecule: messenger RNA, 2099 nt
Organism: Cajanus cajan (pigeon pea)
Lineage: Eukaryota; Viridiplantae; Streptophyta; Magnoliopsida; Fabales; Fabaceae
Source: RefSeq, a predicted model, not a curated record
UACUCCAUUACCUAAAUAGGAUAAUUACUAUAAGUAAAUGCAACUUAUAUCACACUAUAAUUUAAAGGCACUCAGUCUUCGGAUUUUCUAGUUUCCAUACUGCAAGUGAAAGAGAAUGGCCAAAGAAGAUCAAUUUGCCGUAGGAAUCGACCUUGGCACAACGUACUCUUGUGUUGCAGUGUGGCAGGAGCAACAUAAUAGAGUAGAAAUAAUCCAUAAUGACCAAGGCAACAGAACAACACCUUCUUGCAUCGCUUUCACAGACAAGCAGAGAUUGAUUGGUGAUGCCGCUAAGAAUCAGGCUGCUGCCAACCCAGAAAACACUGUCUUUGAUGCUAAGAGGUUAAUUGGUAGGAAAUAUAGUGAUCCCAUUAUUCAAAAAGACAAAAUGUUGUGGCCAUUCAAGGUUGUUGCUGGUGUUAAUGAUCAACCCAUGAUCAUAGUUAAGUACAAGGGUCAAGAGAAGCGUCUUUGCGCUGAGGAAGUAUCAGCCAUGGUCCUGACAAACAUGCGGCAGAUUGCAGAGGCGUAUUUGGAAUCACCUGUAAAGAAAGCUGUUGUUACCGUGCCUGCUUAUUUCAAUGACUCUCAGCGAAAAGCCACCAUUGAUGCUGCUGCAAUUGCUGGCCUCACUGUUAUGCGAAUAAUCAAUGAACCUACCGCUGCAGCUAUUGCAUAUGGCCUUGACAAGAGAACUAAUUGUGUUGGAGACCGAAACAUUUUCAUCUUUGACCUAGGUGGUGGGACUUUUGAUGUGUCUUUGUUCACAUUUAAGGACAAAGUUAUCCAAGUUAAGGCCACUGAAGGAAAUACUCACCUUGGAGGAGAGGACUUUGACAACAGAAUGGUAAACUACUUUGUAGAGGAGUUCAAGAGGAAGAAGAAAGUGGACAUUAGUGGGAACCCAAGGGCCUUGAGGAGGUUAAGAACUGCUUGUGAAAGGGCAAAAAGGACACUUUCAUACGCUGUUGAUACCACCAUUGAGGUAGAUGCUUUAUUUCAGGGCAUUGACUUCUCUUCUCUAGUCACUCGAGCAAGGUUUGAGGAAAUCAAUAUGGAUCUCUUUGAAGAGUGUAUGAAGACAGUAGAUGCGUGUCUUACUUAUGCUAAUAUGGAUAAGAGCAGUGUAGAUGAUGUUGUUCUUGUUGGUGGCUCUUCUAGGAUUCCCAAAGUGCAGAAACUAUUGCAGGAAUUCUUCGAGGGGAAGGAUCUGUGCAAGAACAUUAACCCUGACGAAGCUGUUGCUCACGGUGCAGCUGUGCAGGCUGCUUUGUUGAGUGAAGACAUUAAAAAUGUUCCAGACUUGGAGCUGUUGGAUGUUAUACCACUCUCACUUGGUAUAUUAGUCAAGAGAGAUAUCAUGAGUGUCAUGAUUCCUAGGAAUACUACUAUUCCUGUAAAGAGGACACAAAAAUUCUAUACAGCUGAAGAUAACCAAUCCUCUGUCCCGGUUGUAGUUUAUGAGGGUGAGAGAUCAAGAGCAGGUGAUAACAAUUUGUUGGGUUAUUUUAAACUUUCUGGCUUUCCUCGAGUUCCUCGGGGCCAUCCUCUUUAUGUGUGUUUUGCCAUUGAUGAAAAUGGUAUCCUAACUGUUUCUGCCGAGGAAAAAACCACAGGCAAUAGGAACCAAGUUACCAUAACCAAUAACAUAGAAAGACUGUCACCAAUAGAAAUUAAAAGAAUCAUUCAAGAAGCUGAAAGAUACCAGGUUGAAGAUAGGAAGUUCCGUAGGAAGGCCAAUGCACUGAAUGCUUUGGAUGAUUAUGUUUACAAGAUGGAGAAAGUUUUAAAGAAGGAUGAUAUCAGUUCACAACAAAGGAAGAUCAGUUCUGCUGUUAUUAAGGCCGCAAAUUUUCUUAAGGAUAAUGACUCCAAGGAUGAAACAGAGAUGUAUGAGGAUUAUUUGAUCCAACUUGUGAGCCUCUUGGACGGUGUCAUUGGCAACUUUGAUUAGGUAUUUUUUAGUUUAGAUUUUUUGUGACAGCUAUGUUUCAUUUUGUUUGUUAUAUAUACAAACUUCUUUUAUGAUAUUAUCUAAACAUUGUUUAAGAUUAAUAUAUUUGGGCUGGACAUGAUGAAAUUACUACGUCGUUGAUUUU